Molecule: messenger RNA, 1165 nt
Organism: Diabrotica balteata
Lineage: Eukaryota; Metazoa; Arthropoda; Insecta; Coleoptera; Chrysomelidae
Source: the annotation of a GenBank genome assembly
AUCAGUUUGAUUCUACACUGAUUAAAAAAGUGAAUGUGUCUACACAUUUUAAAUAACAAAACAAAAUUUGCAUUUUAUUUUUUCUUGUAUUUUAUCAAAUUAUAUAGUUUUCGUUUAUUUAGUUUUCGUGUGAAAUAAAAAAUGGGUUCUAUGUUUUCUGCCUCCUGUAAUUCUGAAGCUAGAUUAGAUGGUAAAACUGCAGUGAUCACUGGUGCUAACACUGGAAUUGGUAGAGAGACAGCUAAGGAUUUUUAUAUAAGAGGUGGUAGAGUAAUUUUGGCAUGCAGAAAUAUAAAAAAAGCAAAUGAAGCCAUCGAAGAAAUCAAGACAGAGUGUAUAGGUCAACAAAACUUAGGAGAACUACUAGCUGUAUGUCUGGACCUCUCCAGUUUAAAGUCUGUUAGAUCAUGUGCUGAAGAAUUACUCAAAACUGAAAAACAAAUAGAUAUAUUGGUCAAUAACGCUGGACUAUUUGGAAUUCCAUAUGGGAAAAGUAAAGAAAACUAUGAAUUGAAUUUUGCAACAAAUCAUUUGGGGCAUUUUUUAUUUACUUUGUUACUGAUGCCAAUAAUAAUAAAAAGUGGUUCCGCCAGAAUAGUUACUGUUUCUUCAAGAUUGCAUAUAUCGGUAUCCAGUCUGGACUUUAGUGACUUACAUUAUGAAAGAAGAACAUAUGGUGCUGUAAAAGCGUACUCUGAAUCAAAACUGGCAAAUAUUUUAUUCAUGAAUGAAUUGGCGCGGCAAUUUAAAGAAAAGAAUAUAAAUAAUGUAAAUGUCUACUCGUUACAUCCAGGCACAGUAAGAUCAGAAGCGGGUAGGUAUUUAGAUGACUCAUGGUUUCGAGGAAGUUACUGGAUUUGGUCGAAUGUACUUGGAUUGUUUGGAAAAAGCACGAAACAAGGUGCACAAACAUCAAUAUAUUGCUCAUUAGAUGAAAAAUGUGCACACGAAACAGGACUUUAUUAUGCAGAAUGUAAACCAGUAUCCCCAUCGCAAGCUGCCAGAAAUGAAGCAGCAGCGAAAAAGUUAUGGGAGGUUAGUUGGAAAUUAGUUGGUUUAAAAGAAGACUUUAAUCCUUUUAGAAAAUUAUGAAUGGGAUUUAAGAAUACUUAUUAAGUUUAAUAGCUGUUACAAAUUUUUCCUAUAAAAUGAACAUAAGUUUUCC